GGCGUUGGGCAGUAGUUGCUCGGCAACAGGUUGAACCAAUCAGCGUGGAGGUUGGUGUUCUAUGUGAGAGAGAGAGGAGCGUUUCACAGCAGCCGGAGCGGAGAGAGGGAGUAAACAGCGCUGAGGCGACGAUGGCGCUGAUUUUAGAGUUAUUUUAGAGUUAAACCUGCUUAUUUUCAUUGUUUAUCGCUGCCGGAGGCUUUAAAGGAGAAACCCGAGCGGAAAAACGGCUGAAGCAGUUCCUGCUGAUGACCCGUGUUCUCCGGGCUCCGAGUUCUGUGCUGAGAUGGGAGACUGGUGGACCCCGCCCAUGAUGCCGGACCCCUCGCACGACACUAAAGAGCUCUCCAGUAUCUCCCACAUCAGCAUGUCUCCCUCCAGGCACAGUUCCUCUGCAGCGCUGCCCAAACACUCCUACAGCAUCCUGAGCGCCUUCUGCACGGAGGAGAACGUCCAGCAGUGCGUCACCUACAUCAACCAGGAGGCGAGCUCUCUGGGUCUCGGUGGGGUCUCUCUGGACUCCGGAGGUCCAGGGGUCUCUCUCAAUGCAGUGUCUGCACUGAAUCUGUUCUAUGAGCUGCUGCAGCUGAACAGAAGGAACCAGCGCCAGCUGCAGGACCUGGAGAGCCAGCAGCUGAAGAACUGCAGUAACCUGGAGCACCUUCAGACCAACAACUCCAGACUGAAGGAUCAGCUAGAACACACUCGCAGGGAGAACUCGGGUCUCCAUGAAGGAGAACGCCAACUACAGCUGAAGAUCAGAACCCUGCAGAGCUGCCUGAAGUCUGAGAAGGAGGAGGUCCAGAAGCUCCAGAACAUCAUUGCCAGCCGUGCCACUCAGUAUACCCACGAUGCCAAGCGUAAGGAGAGAGAGAGUGCCAAACUGAAGGAGAGGCUGAACCAGCUGCUGGUGGACAAACGGGACAGAAAGCUGGCGAUUGAGAUGGUGAACUGUGUGAGUCGUUCUGAUGGAAAGAGAGGACUGUGGAAGACAGGAAAGAUGGAGGCCAGACACGAGGGGGAGAUGUAUAAAGCCCUGCUGAGUGAUUACGAGGCGAGGCAGCAGACCCUCAUGCAGGAGAACUCUGAGUUGAAGAAACUCCUGCAGCACAUGAAGAAGGAUAUGGUGUCCAUACUGAGCCCAAAGAAGCCCUGCAGCAAAGCCCCGCCCACCGACGACAGUUGCACCAAAGCCCCGCCCGCUGACGACAGUCUGGAGCAAGCUGGGUCUGAGGCAGAGGACGAGGGGGACGAGUGCAGCAGGGACGCUCUGGAGCAGGUGUGUGGAGCAGCCCGAGAGCAGCUGGCCAACAGCAUCCGCCUACAGUGGAGGAGACUAAAGAACCACAUGCAGAGACUGGACAGCCAGGUGUCUUUGGCAGCCAGUCAGGAGGACACGAUUUCCAUCAGAGAACACGAGGAGGCCAUGCAGCGCAUGAGGGUGGAACUGCAGCAGUGCAAGGAGUUUAUACAAACACAGCAGCAGCUACUGCAGCAGCAGCUGAGCUCCCCCUUUGAUGACGACACGGCAGCUCUGCUGAAUGAUGGAUACACUCUGGAGGAGAAGGAGCGACUGAAGGAGGAGUGGAGGCUCUUCCAUGAGCAGAAGAGGAACUUUGAGAGGGAGAGGAAGAGUUUUACCGAAGCUGCUAUACGCCUCGGCCACGAGAGAAAAGCGUUUGAGGAGGACCGCGCUCUGUGGCUGAAGACCCAGUUUUUGAACAUGACUCCGUUUGUGGACCGUAAAAGGCCCGCCAUGAUCGAGGGUCGCAGUGCCUUAUCAAUCAAUGCAGAGCCUGAAACCAAAGUACUGUCCACUUCAGCUGCCCCAAACACAUCCGUUCCCCACCCAGGAUUUACCUCCAACACACCUUCACCAGCACACCUGCCUUCCACAGCAGAGCUUUACCGCACACUGCAGCUCUUCCCAGAGAGCAGAAACCCCGGGAGACGGGGCAGUAACGGGUUUCAGAGCGGGGACACUUUGACCAAAUCACGUCUGAGGAACAGCUCCACAGACUGCAGCAUCUUCUCUCUGCUCAGAGACGAGAACAGCGCCGCCUAGAGGCCCUUCAGUGUUAGUAUCUCCAGAGACUGCCUCUCUGCUCGCUGCACUCGGCAUGGUUCGGCUUCCGUUAUCAGUGCAGCUGCAGGAUCGCGCUCCCAGCUGUUCCUCUGAUCAGACAGUGGACUUUAGAUAUGAGCUCAGAGACGGUCCGAGUGCUGUUUACCUCUAAAAUCUGACCAUGAAAAGGUACUGAGGGUUAUUAAUGUUCACUUCAACACAACAAUAAACAUGUUUAAUUACCAAGUGUCGCACGAGCACUUUAAAGAAGACGCCAAUGGUUUGAAAACAUCUCAUUCAUUUCAGCGUUUGUUUCUAUUUAAUACUAAUUUAGUGAAGAUCUAAUAUAAUUUUUAGGGGGUGAAAGGUAAAUAUUUUCUGCCAUUGCCGUGUCACUACACAGGGGCCAGUGAACUAGAACAGUUCUAGAGUAUAUUUUUAUUGGAAAAGAAUAGCUAUUUGGUUGAAUGUACUUGUAGAUGAUUGUUCUGUUUUUGUAUGAAUAUUUAAUUUUUGCAGCAGUGACUAGUUUUUUCUUUUUGUCUAUGUUUUUUCUGUUAUGUGCUGAAUUUUUAUGUUUACUUCUGUUUAGUUCUGUAGACGGAUGAUGAAUGUGUUUUUUAGAGAUCAGUUUUGGCUGCUGGAACAACAAAUCAAUGCAAUAAAAGUUUAAAUAUUGGAGUGUUUACA
This is a messenger RNA of Pygocentrus nattereri (red-bellied piranha), 2755 nucleotides long. It is a transcript of the gene ssx2ipa, whose product is annotated as synovial sarcoma, X breakpoint 2 interacting protein a. Lineage: Eukaryota; Metazoa; Chordata; Actinopteri; Characiformes; Serrasalmidae. Bases 287 to 2065 code for a protein of 592 amino acids. The transcript is spliced from 14 exons. The record is from RefSeq and is a predicted model, not a curated record.